Molecule: messenger RNA, 3403 nt
Organism: Dichomitus squalens LYAD-421 SS1
Lineage: Eukaryota; Fungi; Basidiomycota; Agaricomycetes; Polyporales; Polyporaceae
Exons: 12
Coding region: 89-3403 (1104 amino acids)
Source: RefSeq, a predicted model, not a curated record
ACACCUUGUCUUGUACCCUGUCAUCUUGGCCUCCACGUCCAGACCGCCAUACCAACACGCCUUCAUGAACUUUCUGAGUAUCUGAACAAUGACUGAAGUUGUUGCUGUCGCUUGCGUCUCGGAGUCGUCACUUGCCCUCGCCUCCGAAUGGCCUCAGAUCCUGCAAGACUAUCUCGUCCCACUCCUGGCACGCCUCGGAGAGACGCACGCUGCUCCCCCGUUCCGCAUGGCCUUCGUAACCUAUGCAACCGCCGACACUCGACCUACUCCGAUCCCCACCAAAAUCUUCUUUGGCCCUCCGAACACUAUCAUGGAAACCAUGCGGAAACAGCCACAUGAUUUUGGCAUCGGACAGACCUCUUCGGGUGGAGGUCAAGGGAUGGCUGCCCUUGAGGGCAUCGUUACUGCUAUGGAGAUGUUUGAAAUACUGAAGAACUCGAUCGACACACCGCAAAAAGCCAACAAUCCCAACCUCACAUGCCACCUAAUACAUCUUGCAUGUACGCCUCCGGAUUCUGCAGAACGACCUCUCUGGAACAUGCUCCCCGCUUUGGACUCGAUCACAUGGGAUACGUUACCAGGGGAGCUGAAAGAGCGCAAGAUCAAUUAUAGUAACAUCCUGUUGAAGCCAAUAUCACGGCUAUCGCAACUGCAGAUUUCAGCGUCACUAGGUUCCAUGCAGACACCAUGGUUCUUAGUCCGCUCACCCCACGCCGUCCAUAUCACCGGCUUUCCGCAACCGCAAAAAGGUACGAAGCGUUCGGGGGCCGUCGGCCCAACUACAGAGCAGAGCCCAGAAGCGUCCAAACGGUUCAAAGCCGCCGCGUCCCCGAAAAAGGCGCCUUCCACACCCAACACGCCCUCGGUUCCACACGCCACCGCUCCUGUCGCCCCGCCCUCGUCUUCUCCUCCCAUUCCACAGCAUGCGCCCGCUCCUGCACCUGCACCUGCACCUGCACCUGCACCUGCACCUGCACCUGCACCUGUGCCGGAACCGGCACCAGCACCUGCGCCCUCAGCGCCGGCACCCCCGGCACACCCUCCAGCACCCUCACUUGCGUCUGCGCCGGCACCCCCAUUCGUGCCUACAAUGGUGCCCGGGGUGGGCAAUAUCGCACAAGUUCUCAGCGACCCUGCGCAGCGCGCGGGUCUGCUUCAAAAGCUGCAUGCCGCGGAGCAAGGGCUUAGGCAGCAGAUGGCGAAGGCGGUCGAACUGGAGAAGCAGGGAAAGACCGCGGAGGCGGCAGCGGUCAAGCAGCAGUUCCAGGUGCGCGCGGAGAAGCUGAAACAGUUCAAGAUACAGCUCUUUCAGGCCGCUGCGGGCGGUGCUGGGGGUACGGGGGGAGCCAAGAUGGAGCCUUCUGCGUCUCAGUCCCAACUUCAGUCGCAGUCUCAAUCUCAAGCCCAACCGCAGCCCCAGCCAUCAGGGCACGCGAGUACGAGCACAAAAGCUCCGGAGCUGCCUGUGCCGGGGCCGUCUACUGCCACGGGGCUGGCUGCGAAACUGGAGCACGAUGCUGGACCAAGGCGUCCGACGCCCAUCCUCCCUCCCGCUGUCCUUCCCGGGGCACAAAGCUCUGCGGUCGGAGUGAAGCCGUCACAGGCUGCGCAGCAGCCUAUGAACCCAAAUAUUGCGGCACAGAUGAACAAGCUUCUCGAGCAGACGCACAAGCUCGCGCCGCCACCGUCGCAGCAGCAGCCGUUGCCUACGCCGGCGAGCCCGCAGAAACCACACGCGAUCCCAUCUCAUGCAACGCAGGGACAGGGCUCCGGGAGGUGGCAAGGGACGCUGACGUGGCGCGGGUUCGACUCAGAGACGCAUGUGCGUAAGGACUUGCAAACGCAAGUGAUCGUGCAGCACCCCAAGGGAGAAGUGAUGCAUGCGGAGAUGUGGCCGGCGAUUCUGCAUCUGGCACCGUCGCAGCACAGCGCUGUGCCUGUCUCUGUGCUCAUCCAGUGGCUCGGUCGCCAGCAAUGCCUGCCUCUCCAGAUCCUACCGCAUCCACAAGCGCCAGAACUGAGCACGAACGAGGAGCACUUCCGGGCUCUUAAUCGGCUCCUCACAGAGAAGAAUGUGUACGCCCUCGCCGCAUGGCCUCCAAACAAACCUGAGAAUCGACUGCUGAUCUUCCCGCACAACGGCCUCACCGCGGCGUUCUUCUACGGGCCGGGUGGUAUGCCCGAGCUUCCGAAAACCCAAGACAACCAACCCAAUAUAGGCCCGACCGCCACGGCGAACACUACAAGCGGCCCCAACGCUAACGCCAACGCGAAUGCGCAGACGCAACAACAAGCACUCCUCGCGCAGUUCCUCGCACAGAUGACCCCCGAGCAACAAGCGGCGUUCCGUCAGAUGCCUCCAGAGGGGCGAAGGACGGUCAUCUCGGCCGUGUGGGCGAGGAUGAGCCAAACGCGCGAGCAGCAGCAGCAGCAACACCAGAUGCAGGUGCAGAUGUCCAAUCUCAAUCCUCAGCAGCCGCAGCAGCCAGAGCCCCCGCAGCAGCCCCAGCUCCAAUCGCAAGGUCCGAACGCAUGGAUGCUGGGCGGGCAGCAGCCGAACAUGGCUGCGAUGCUAUCGCGGAUAGCCAACGGGCAGGGCCCGAACCAGCCGGGAGUGUCGAACCUGACGUCGCAGGGGCAGGGCCAGGGUCCCCCUGGGAUGAUGCCCAAUGCGAUGGCCAACCUCAUGCCCGGGAUGAAUAUGAGCGGAGCGGGCGGGAUUGGUAUGGGGAACAUGGGUAAUAUAGGCAACAUGAACAUGAAUAAUCUGACGAUGAACUUCGGGAUGGGCAUGCCUGGCUCGCAAUCGCAACAGCAGCCCGGUGGCCAGCCAGGCAUGGGCGGGCCCCAAGGGAUGCACAGAAGAACCCCGAGCGGGAAUGUGCCAGGUGGUGGGCCUGGGGAGGGCGGUGGGGGGUCGAACGGGUCAUUGGGCGCAUUCUUCCGCGUAUGCACGACGAGGGCAGCCGCCACGUAUAAGGGCAUCAAUCCUCCCUUCAGCCGCUUCCUGAUCAUGUCUUCCUCCUCUGCUUCUUAUGCUCUCUCCUACGACGACCGGCGCCGGACGCUACUUUCUUCCUUCUCCCCCAAUGUCUCUGACUCCUCCCAGUUCCCCAUCGCCUCCAUCCUUAACCGCCUUCCGAUUCUCUUUGACAACGAUUUAGACCCUCAACCCUCCUCGACGCCUUCAACUACUCUUCGCCUCCUCCCCUCGACCAUCAGUCCUCGAGUCAUUGGACUCGGGAUCGACCUCGAUUUCGGUGAUCGUUUCCCUCAAGCUUCGGAACGUGCUCAGCCUCCCUCGGAUCCGCCCUCUAACGACCACUGCAAGCGCAAAGACCUGAAAAAAGUCGUUGUCUCUCGGGCUGUAGCCUGGUGGACGCGAGCCAACAAGCGGGGCUGA